AUGUCCCGCCGUCACGAACUUUUAGAUAUUAACAUAAAGCCUACGAAUAUAAAUAUUUCGGACCAACGCUGUUCAGAACACGAGGAUUUGCCAUUUGAGUAUUUCUGUGUCGACCAUGAUAUUCUUUGUUGCAAGGAAUGUCAAGUAGAAACACACCGUUCCUGUCAGAAAGUUAUGUCAGUUGACAUAGCAUCUAAAGGCAUCAAAAGAUCUCAGUCAUUUAUCGAUGCAAUAGAACUAAUAGAACAUGUUUUAAUAACAGUACCCAUCAUUACAGAGGACAGACAGACUUUAAUUGAUAGCAUUGAAAAAGACGCAAAUGUGAUUAGAGAUGAAAUAAGGAAAGUGAAAGAAGAAGCAAUAAGUCACAUUGAAUAUCUAGAGAAAUUACUGCUCGAGGACCUGAAGCAUAAAAAAGAAAAAAUAUUAAACAAUGCAAAGGUGACGAUCACUGAAAUACAAGAUAUUGGAAAAAUCGCGAGAGAAAAAAAAGACACGUUUGAUAUAGUGGAGAAACAUGGAUCUGAAAAACAAGUUUUUUUUGCUGUUCAUGCGUACAAAACUGUUCUCGCCGAUCUUGAACAAAAAAUCAGUACAAUUACAGAGCAGACAACUAAUUUGUCAAUUAAAUUGAAUGCAGAUGUACCUAAGAAAAGCAUAAUUUCUAUCGGAACAAUUGACACAAUUGAAGUAUCCUCUUCGAAAGAAUUUAUUCAGAGAAAGAAGCGACAGUCUCAAAUUCCAACUUUACAACAACAAAUAUUACCGAUCUUCAUUGAGAAGCAAGGUGCUACCAGACUCAUGAAGUUAUAUGAUAGGAUUAAAGGAAUAAAAGUAAAUCAUUACAACGAACUUAUUAUUUCGACUUCUAAUUUGUGGUCUUUUCGUUAUGCAAUACAGGUGUUUGAAAAUAAUAAAAAGAGGAAUUACGAAAUGAUAAUCAAUCGUGAACCAUGGCAAAUUGUUUUAGUUCCGGGCCAAAACAGAGGAAUAAUAACAUUGUCAAAAACAAAUAUCAUUCAAUUUGUAGAUUUAAACACUUGUAAAGUAUUAAACGAAAUUUCGAUUGAGGGAUGCAAAGAAGGAGGUGUUGCUGCUUCAAAUGAAAACAUCUUUGUCGGCACGAAAGGAAACAUAAAAGUUCUGAAUCACAAUGGCAGACAUAUUCGAUCUAUCAAAAUGAAUAAUAAUAAAUUAACACCAAGGUACAUUGCAUUAGAUAAAAGUGGAAACAUCUAUCACAGUGACAGUGAAGUUAUUUGUUGUACGACAAUCGACGGUAAACAUCUUUUUACUUAUAAGCCUUCAGAAAACCAUAUACUGCACGGAGUAGCGAUAGAUUGUCAAGGGUACGUGUACGUAGUUGUCCAAACUCAAGGAGUGUAUAGAUUAAGAUCGGAUGGAACAUUCAGUGACUUAGUGGUGAAUGAAGAUGGAAAUGGACCCUUUUUUGAUAUCUGCUUUGAUAAAGACUGCACAAAAUUGUAUAUUUCAAAAGAACAUGGUGUUUUGGAAUAUACUCGACAAUAG
Mytilus trossulus (common blue mussel) is the source of this 1530-nucleotide messenger RNA. RefSeq lists its product as uncharacterized. Gene Ontology annotation, molecular function: ubiquitin protein ligase activity. The transcript has a single exon. The record is from RefSeq and is a predicted model, not a curated record. Lineage: Eukaryota; Metazoa; Mollusca; Bivalvia; Mytilida; Mytilidae. Bases 1 to 1530 code for a protein of 509 amino acids. Gene Ontology annotation, biological process: proteasome-mediated ubiquitin-dependent protein catabolic process; protein polyubiquitination.